AUGAAGAAAGAGACCGGCAUCGAGACGUCGUCACUAAAUGCGCAGAUGUACCUGCAGAUCCAGCCAGACUGGGACAUUGCUGGUGAUUCCUGUUGGAUCGACGUCUACAAUCGCACAGUCAAACUAUCAACCGCUAAAGCGCAAACAGGCGGUCACGAAGACGAGUGCUUAACCGUCAAGGUACACUCUUGUCCAAGCUCGCAGUAUCAAUUGGCUCUAUCGCCUUCUUCCCAGGCCGUUAACGCGCCAAAGUUGGUGCAGAUGCUGGAUAAAGGAGAUUCCUGGAUCAAGGUCGGUCCAGUGGAGUUGGAGACGAGUGAAGCAUCGAUGCAGCAGCUGUAUACGUUGUUUCAAGUCCCUGAAGAGACAGUGGAAGUGCCGAAGGUGGAUGGUAACUUAAAAGCUCUUGAAGAUCGGAAACCAUCCGGACUUUUGCAGUUACACGCAGUGGACGUGUCACCAGACGAGAGAUUCGUGGUACUUGGAGGCUCAGACGGUGGCUGUAUGCUCUGGGAUAGACUCCACAGGACGCAGAUGCUGCCGUUGCAAGGCCAUGUAGCGGACGUCACGAGCGUUCGGUUCUAUCCGAGCUCGAAAGUGGUGCUCACGGGGUCGCUUGACUUUACGCUGAGAAUCUGGAGCAUUGAUGGACGCUGUGCAGCGGUGAUGAAGGGACAUCAAGGAGGCAUCGAGGACGUGGCGAUUGUUGGACGAGGAAGAAAUGUGCUGUCGUGCGGAACUGACGGACUCAUUCAGCUUUGGAAUUGUGGAACCCAAGACGUUGUUGCAAACGAGAACGAGGCUGAAACGGACGAGAAAGUGCUCUUUGCUGGGCUUGAUAACGGAGAGACGCUGGGUGUAGAUGUCCGCACACGUGCAGGAGUGCUCAACAUUGAUGGCCUUGCUGGCUCUAUUAUCUCGUGCGCUACAGCGACUGCAACUAUGUCUCCCCCGAUGCUUUUCACUGGCAGUGAGGACGGACUGUUCACUGUAUGGGAUCUACGCCAUACCAGCGUACCGUUGCACGCCUUGUCGAGAAGCUCAUCGCCCAUUCAUAGCAUUGUAGUCUCCGCCUCGUCAUCGAACGACGGGGUUUCAAUUUGGACUGCCCAGGGGGAUGGCGGAUGCUGCAACUGGAGCAACUUCCAAGGGACGCCACACAUUUACACGGAGCUAACUGGCCCUCAGUACGAUGCUGUGCGUGGUGUUGCACUUGCAGGUCAGACCGGUCGUGUUUUUACCGCCUGUCGCGAUGGGCGUUUGCGCGAGUACAUUCCGCAUACUGAGGCACGAGACUGA
Molecule: messenger RNA, 1299 nt
Organism: Peronospora matthiolae
Lineage: Eukaryota; Oomycota; Peronosporomycetes; Peronosporales; Peronosporaceae
Source: the annotation of a GenBank genome assembly